Triticum aestivum (bread wheat) is the source of this 1607-nucleotide messenger RNA. RefSeq names its product solanesyl-diphosphate synthase 1, mitochondrial. The transcript has 12 exons. Gene Ontology annotation, biological process: ubiquinone biosynthetic process; isoprenoid biosynthetic process. The record is from RefSeq and is a predicted model, not a curated record. The coding region runs from base 111 to 1289 and encodes 392 amino acids. Gene Ontology annotation, molecular function: prenyltransferase activity. Lineage: Eukaryota; Viridiplantae; Streptophyta; Magnoliopsida; Poales; Poaceae. Gene Ontology annotation, cellular component: transferase complex.
UUCCUUUCUAAAAUUGCCACUGGCUCAUCUACCUCAGACCAAUCCGCUCCGCCAGUCCAGCUCCGGGCAACGAAUCUCGACGGCGGCGGUGCCCCAAGCUUGCUGCCGUGAUGCUGCCGAGGCGUCUUCUCGUCGCCGGCCUCCUGCGGUCAACCUCCACUUCUUCCCCCGUUUACCCAAGGCCAGAGAAUGUCAGAGAAAGGUUCCUUUCAAGUUGGUGUUAUUCUGACAGCACCAGGCGUCAGACUUAUGGAGGAGCAGGGUCAACAGCUAAGAUGCUGGAUCCCUUUGCACUGGUUAAAGAUGAAGUGUCGGAAAUCUCGAACAGACUGCGUUCGACGGUGGUAUCGGAGGUACCUGAAUUGACAUCAGCAGCUGGAUACUUCUUCAGAGCUGGAGCUGAAGGGAAAAGAACAUGCCCCACUGUUCUACUAUUGAUGGCCUCGGCUAUACGAACAGACACUCCUGACUCCAUUGUUGGUUCAAGGAACGAGCUUCGUGCAAGACAGAUGCGCAUUGCUGAGAUAACUGAAAUGAUUCAUGUAGCAAGCCUUAUCCAUGAUGAUGUUCUGGAUGUUGCUGAUACCAGACGUGGUAUGGAUUCCCUGAACUCUGCAGUGGGAAACAAGCUUGCGGUAUUGGCCGGUGAUUUCCUACUUUUCAGGGCAUUUUCUGCUGCCGGGUCUCUUGGCAAUACUGAGGUUGUAUCUUUACUAGCAACAGCUCUAAAUAGCCUUGUGACGGGUGAGCUGAUGCAGAUGGCCAUAACUCCAGCACAACGCUGCAGCAUGGAUUACUAUUUGCAGAAGACAUACUACAAGACAGCUGCAUUGAUUUCAAAUAGCUGCAAAGCCGUUGCAGUUAUCGCUGGCCAAACAGCAGAGGUUGCAGCCCUUGCUUAUCAGUAUGGCAGGCACUUGGGUAUAGCAUAUCAGCUGAUCGACGACAUCCUUGAUUUCACGGGCACAUCCGCUUCACUAGGCAAAGGCUCCUUGUCUGAUACCCAUCAAGGAAUCGUGACCGCUCCUCUGUUGUUCGCAAUGGAAGAGUUCCCUGAACUACGUGAGAGUGUAGAGCGUGGAUUCGAUGACCCUUCAGAUGUUGCUACUGCCCUCGAAUACCUUGCGAAAAGCCAGGGAAUCGAGAGGACAAGGUUGUUUGCUACUGGACACGUGAAACUGGCAGCACGCGCAAUCGAUGCGCUUCCUGAGGUUGGGGACAGAGUUGCGCUGAUCUCGAGGCAAGCACUCAAAGACCUUGCUCAGAAGCUCAUCAGGAGAACAAAGUGAAGCGAGAAUAUGCGAUACAUCGAUAAACAUGCCUUAUUUGUAGCUUUGAUGCAUGUUUAUGUCCCUGACGGUAUCUUUUACUGAUGGAGUACAGCAGACGUGGAUAGGAGAUAAGGAGAUUUAUCUCUCUCUCUCUCUCUCUCUCUCUCUCUCUUGCUCCCAUAUUGUCAGCAGCUAUUUAUCACUAGUCCAAAAGCUAAGGUGCUUCACGGAUCUGCGCCCUUGGACAGAUUCAGAUGAGUUUUUUUUUUGCGGGUAGAUGAGUUGACUUGUCAGGACUAAUUCAGUGAUUGUUUGAGGAAGAAAGCUAUUCCAUCU